GGUUAAAAGGACCGUUCAAAAUUCAGCGAAAACGACAUCUCAGAAAGGCAAACAUCACACCGUAUCUCCUGAUCGGACCUUCCUUUCAUGUAGUCGGUAACCAAAAAACCAAUCUCAUGAUUUUUACAUUACAGCCUGCAUGUGGUCUCAAAAAAACCUUGUAGGUUAGAGCUGGCAAAAGGUCAAGGAAUCUAUGCGCUAACCACAUGCACUGAAAAACAACCAAAUGCUCUGCUUGCCGUGGCUUUUGCUUUGUCCCCUCCUCUUAUCCCCCCAGCAGAAUCAUCGGUCGUGCCAAAUAAUAGCACUGAAGCAAAAUUCUUGUCUUAAAUUUAUCUAGAUACGAAUGUAUCUAACACUAAGAUGUGACUCGAUACAUUUAUAUGUAGACAAAUUUAAAACAAGAAUUUUGGGGCGGAGGGAGUAGCACUGAAGCAAAAGAUUUCAUACUGUUGCUUUAUUUUUUGAGUGGUGCCAAUGGACAACAGUAUUGAUAGAGAGCACUAAUCAUGAAUGUGAGCUGACAAAAGAGUGAGAAAGGCACACAAUAGUAUUAUAUCAGAGUACUAAUCCUGAUUUUGUGGGCUAACAAAAGAGUGGGAAAGGCACACAAUAGUAUUAUAUCAGAGUACUAAUCCUGAUUUUGUGGGCUAACAAAAGAGUGGGAAAGGCACAGCACAAAGCACCUCCAGCUCACAGCACCCCAGAAAGAACAAAGCUCAACUGGUGCCACCAUGAACUCCAGCCUCCAGGAAUUAUAAGAGGAGCCUCCCGCACAGGCUGAACAUCGGCGUUUCUCUGUUGGUCACCAAUCCCAUCUCAAGAUGAGGAAAGGCGCUCUCGCUCUCUACCUCCUCCUGCUCCUCGCCUUUGCUUCCCAUGGCGUAUGGUGUGCAGCAGCUGCAAGGAGCGCCGUGGCCGAGGAGGAUGCAGCACAUCAUGAUCUGAGGCCUCAUCACCACGAAACCCAAGAGGGGAGGAUGCAGACUGCCAGGAAGGUUGGGCGCAUGGCAGGCGGCUCUGGGGAAGCCAGUGGUAGGAACACCGGUGGCGCCGCAGACACAGGGCCGCACAACACCAAGAACGGCGGCACUGUGGCCCUGCCGGCCGCGUCGACCUCUGCUUUGGCGCUGGUUUUCACAGCUACCGUCCUUCCCUCGACGCUCAGCUUCUGAAGGUGCUGAUCUUGUAGUGUUGCGGUUUCAGAAAUUUGUUUGCCUCAUGUUUGACAGUAUCGGACAGUUGUGUUUACUGGCUAGUCUCCAUCCUGUCUGUGCAAGUUAUUGGAUUCUACAAGUCACAUCCCCUUGUUUGUUGUCAGUAAAACGAUGAGGUAGGAAUGCCAAAGUUCUUCUACAUGGAAAUCCACUGGUAGGAUAUAUUCAGGGAUCUACAUGUUAUGUUGACUACCCAGUGGAAUCUAAAAUGUUCAUCAGUGAAAAGAAGAUAUAUUGAGCCGGCUCAAGAAGUUAGAUGUUU
This is a messenger RNA of Triticum aestivum (bread wheat), 1479 nucleotides long. RefSeq lists its product as uncharacterized. The record is from RefSeq and is a predicted model, not a curated record. Lineage: Eukaryota; Viridiplantae; Streptophyta; Magnoliopsida; Poales; Poaceae. Bases 825 to 1175 code for a protein of 116 amino acids. The transcript has 2 exons.